AUGGCUCGAUACUGGCAGCCAAAUUACGGCAAUAUUUUUGCUAAUGUUGGGCCAUUGUUGGGCCGUGUUGGAAUUCGCCCUUGGCUGGAAUUGGACUUCAAGGAACGGUUCCCCGAAUCCAAUCUUUGGGUAUUCUCCCACUGGGAGUCUUUUUCUCAGAAAGUGAAGGCGGAAUUAUCCAAAAUUGGAAUCAAUUCUAUUGAGUCUGAGGCUGAGUUGCUACACAAUUUUCUGCAACUUUUUUCUAUCUGUCCCGUUAAGGGAGGCAAGAAAGGAAAAGCAUGGAGACCUUCCAGACCUGAAAUUUUGCAAUCAUUUCUGUUGCACGUUCAGGACAUGUCAGCAUUUCCGAAGGAGCUGGACAGAAUUACGAAGACUGCGUUAAAAUACGGGUCCACAGUGCAAUCUUUUCCACUUUUGGUUGGAAGAACUCUCACGGAAUUGCGAUCAUUCUACGUAGUGAUAGAUGAUUCACCAAUUUCGGUGGAAAGUGUAUUGCGAGCUUUGGAAGUAACUUUCAAGUCCUACUUCGCACUGCACUGUGAGUAUCCACUUGAAAGCCGGAGACAGUGGACAGUGCUCCAGAAAACACUUUUCCAACUUGAUAUACCUUCUGAUAAAGUGAACCCAAUCGCUAACCUCCCAGAAGUGAAGAGACUUAUUAAAAUUUUAAAAUACUAAGUAUAAGCCGAAUUUAGGACUUUAAAUAGAGCAUUGAAAAUUUAUGUUUAUAUAAGAGUUUAUAUAUUAAAUAUUUUAUCAAAAUGUUUCUUUGUGGUGA
Molecule: messenger RNA, 781 nt
Organism: Belonocnema kinseyi
Lineage: Eukaryota; Metazoa; Arthropoda; Insecta; Hymenoptera; Cynipidae
Exons: 4
Coding region: 1-681 (226 amino acids)
Source: RefSeq, a predicted model, not a curated record